AUGAGCUCCGACCUCCCCAUUCCUUCAGGUUACGCCCCUCCCUUCGAAGUCGUCGACGACCUCCAUCACGGUGCCUGGAUCAUUAUUGCGACGGCGUUGGGGCUGGCCAUUGCACUCGUCUCGUUCCUGAUUCGCGUGUAUGUGCGCGUCGCGCUCAAUCCGCCGUUCGCGGUAGAUGAUGGGGUUUUGUUGGGUGCUACGGUGGCGUGCCCGAGAGAAAAGCUUAUCACCACAUCCGACAUCCUCUACCUCAUCACCAUCUACAUCACCAAAGUCUGUGUCGUGGGAAUCCAUCUGCGGUUGACGCCUCAAAAGCGCCACAAUCAGCUAGCAUGGGCCACGUUGGCCCUGUGCACGGCGUGGAUCGUGACGGCGUUGUUUUUGGUGACUGUGAAUUGCGAGUUAAAUAGGCCGUGGAAGGGGACGGGAGGGCAGUGUGUUGAUUUGAACCUCGAUUCCUGGGACGCCACCCUAGCCUCGGUGUCGAUGAUCAUCUGGGCGCAGGUCGAACUGGACUAUGCGCUGGUCGCGUGCAGUGUGUUUUGUCUGAGGCCGUUUAUGGUGGCCGUUAGUACGAAUUACGGGACUGCGGGGGAUGACAAUUUGGAGAGUGUGAGUGCGAGUGAGCAGAGAAGUGAGCGGGGGACGCAUACUAUACGUACACAUACGCAUGGGGAUGGGGAGCGGGAGGGGGAGGGCGGUCAUGAGACGGGGGGAAAGGAUGGGAAAGGAGGACCUGAAGGGGGAAUGAUGGGUCGUGUUUUGUCGCAGGAAGGGGGGUUGAUGAGGUGGUUUUCAAGAAAGAAGAGGAGGGUCUCUCGGGAAGAGAUUGAGAUGGAUCGAGAGACGGGGAACGGUCUCGAUGGAGGAAAGAUGGUGAUUCGGAAAGAUGUGCAGUAUUCGGUGGAGUUCAAGAAGAAUAGUCGAGUGGAUGAGGACGCGGUGCCGAAUGAGAUGGAGUACUGGGAUCGAUAUUUAGAUCCGAGGCUGUGA
This is a messenger RNA of Aspergillus affinis, 993 nucleotides long. RefSeq lists its product as uncharacterized. Bases 1 to 993 code for a protein of 330 amino acids. The transcript is spliced from 3 exons. The record is from RefSeq and is a predicted model, not a curated record. NCBI's taxonomy places the organism in Eukaryota, Fungi, Ascomycota, Eurotiomycetes, Eurotiales, Aspergillaceae.